Beta vulgaris subsp. vulgaris (sugar beet) is the source of this 934-nucleotide messenger RNA. Its product is annotated as mannose/glucose-specific lectin. The transcript is spliced from 3 exons. NCBI's taxonomy places the organism in Eukaryota, Viridiplantae, Streptophyta, Magnoliopsida, Caryophyllales, Amaranthaceae. The coding region runs from base 114 to 632 and encodes 172 amino acids. The record is from RefSeq and is a predicted model, not a curated record.
AUAUAUGUAAUAUGUAUAAAUAGACACAAACAUCAUCCAGCAGAGAACAAGAAAGCAUAUCAUAGUAGCAAACUUACUACUAAAACCUACGUGCUAAUCUGCAAAUUUAAGAAAUGGCUCAAGCAGUUGCUAAAGGGCAGGUGAUUGAACAAUACGGACCUUAUGGUUCUCAAUUGCCAGAAAACUAUCGCGUUCAACUUGCUGACGGUGAGCGUUUCACUAAACUAACAGUGGACAGUGGAUACAUUGUGGAUGGAAUCAAAUUUGUGAUAGCUAAGCCUGAUGGAAGUACCAGGACUGUGCAGAUCGGUGGCACUAGCCCACCAAGCAGCACACACUUUGUUAAUCAGAUUGUGCUCAAGGAUGGUGAAUACCUAACCCGUGUUAGUGGAACGUAUGGAUACGAUAGAGAUCGGAAGCAAGUUGAUGUUGCGACAUUGAAGAUUCACACCAAUUUCAAUCCUCAAGGAUAUGGACCAUAUGGACAAGGAAAGAAUGUUGAUAAUUUAACUAAUUUUUCAUCGCCAAACAAAACUGAUGGUCCUGUUGUCGGAGUUUUUGGAAAGUGCAACAACUAUAUCGAGUCUAUUGGAGUUCUCGUGAGGAAGGUAAGAUAUAAUUUCCAACGUUAGAUAUCUAAGUUUCAUAUUUUACUUCCAUACAUGUGCAUCAAGGUUAUAUUCUUGAUCACUUGGAGGGUCCACAUUUUUUUGAUUAGGAAAAAUAAUUGGUCUGAAUAACAACUUAUGUUAAGGCUAGUAGCCUGCAAGACACACCAGCUCAAGGACUGGAUAUAAGGGCUAAACAACCCAAAAAUAAUUGUCCCAACAUUUUGUUGGGAUAUAAGUUCAUUUGUGUCAAGAGAGGUAUACGUGUUAAUCUUAUGGAAUGAAAAAUAUGCAUAAUCGAGCUAAUAUUAUUCCGGUGCGCCAAA